Molecule: messenger RNA, 1608 nt
Organism: Chaetomium strumarium
Lineage: Eukaryota; Fungi; Ascomycota; Sordariomycetes; Sordariales; Chaetomiaceae
Exons: 2
Coding region: 137-1291 (384 amino acids)
Source: RefSeq, a predicted model, not a curated record
CUGUUGGAACCAACCGAGAGGUCGCCCGCGCAUCUACCUUCUUUCCUAGCUGGCUUAGGGAAUCAGGUGGUCUGCCUAUAUUUAAUUAGCCCUCCUAAUUCACGGCCUUCUCCGGUUCGGUCCCACUCUUUUCGCCAUGUCGAGCACGUCGCCAUCGGAUCCGCCCAAGAGACCGAGGCUGUCUCUGCAGAUCAAGGCUGCCGCUAAUUGCUCGACUGGUCGGACCUCGAGAUGUAUUGCUGCCGCGGUCGACGUCAAGUCGCCCACGGCCUUCAAUACCCUAUCAAAUGUGUACGCCACUGCUGUCGACAGGUCAACGCCGGUGCAGGAGAAUCCGCCAACGGCAAUCCUGGGGAGGAGGCCGAUGCUGCGUCUGCAGACACAGGGUGUGACGGGGAAGGACCGUAACACGCCCACGCCGUAUCGCGGACCUUACCUCGACACACCCAUCACGGCUCAGCCCAUGUCCCCGGCAGUCGCGCAGCAGAUCUGCUUCCCCAGCGCAGCUAUGACUGCGACACCGCCCCUGUCGGCCCAACCGCCAGACCAGACCGGGACCCAGGUCUUUACCUUCGAUGGCGCAACGCCGGCGACCGCCGUCUCGGAAGCUCCACGGGCGCCAGCUCCGGCAGCGCAGCACCCCAAGAGGCGGACAAGCAUGCCCACGGGGACAACCAAACUGCCCUACACCCACCCACGCAGCCUGCGCAGCAUUCUCCGCAACUCGCCCCUUCCGCCGCUCAGCACAAGAUCCCCCGAGUCGCCGAGGCGCCAGUCUCUCCGGCUGCAAGAGAAGGCAGCGCGGCGGGUGGCCUACAACAGCCCGCUGACGCAAGAGAUCACGACCAGCAAGUACACCAAGUCGCACAUCGACCUCCUUGCCGAGGACGCCACGCCCAUCUCACCCUCCACCUCAUCCUCCGACGAUGGGGAUAGCAGCCUUGACCUGGCCAUGGCCGACGCGGCUAGCGACAACACGCGCGAUGGUGGGCAGACUCCCGGACCGUUCGAGGAGAUGCGGCGGCGCAUGGCCAACAUGCAAGCGUCCACCCCCAUGGCGCUGUCGCCGACGGGCGGGGGGAUCCGAAAGCGGGGCGGCAAGCGACGUGAGAAGAAGCGCCGCUGGGUGUGGACAAUCGGCCAGGAUGAGGAAGGCGAGGAGAGCGAGAGCGCUGCUACUAGGACUUCUGGGGCGGCCGAGCCCGUGAAAACGGAGCCCUCCAUGUCGGUGCCUGUACUCGCCGUCCCCGCACCAAGACCGAGGACGGCGAGGACGUUGUCUCUUGAUUGACCUGUCUUGGUCCGGCGGUCUACAUUUGCUAUAGUUAAGUUCCAUGGAGUUGUUGGUUCUUGUAUGGAUUAUACUACCUAUGUAGCGGGGCGUCGGGGCAGCGAAGCAUGGCAUUUGAUACCUGGGCCGGGUCGGGGUUAUCGGAUGGAAUGUGUAUAUGUUUUAUGAGAUCCGACGGUUUAUGAUGGAUUAUCAAAAAUAAGAUGGUGAAAAUGCAAUGAAAUAAAGUAACUAAAGAUGUAGUUUUAUGUUCAACUUGGUCUGUUCUUUUAGAUUAAAAGUCGAUACGAUUCGGGCUUCGAGUUCGAGUUACUGGU